This is a messenger RNA of Pocillopora verrucosa, 2322 nucleotides long. The record is from RefSeq and is a predicted model, not a curated record. Lineage: Eukaryota; Metazoa; Cnidaria; Anthozoa; Scleractinia; Pocilloporidae.
GUUUUCCGCGCUCGAAGUUUGGGAAUUUCAUGGGCUAUUCUUGUUUCAUGGGCUUAUCCUUGAUGCCUUUUGGGACACUUCGGAUUGUUGAAAGAUUAAUAUUCUUGUUGCGUUUUUAAGCGCGAAGUAUCAGUGAAAUUUUCUUCGAUACGUUGGAAAGGUUAGGAAGACGAGAAUUUGACAUUGCCUCGUAGCUUCCCUUAUUGGUUUGGAGUGCGCUGGUGAUCGAAGUUGUGCUUUUUUGUCGGAACUACUAAAGGAAGGCAUGGAUGAGAACCAGCAGCAAAGCAAAGAAAACAAAAGUGCUGAUGAGCCACUUGAGUCUGUAAAUGGAAAGAAAACACUGAAAAAUGACGGUAGGGAAUACAUUGCUUGCACUAUAAAGUAUUGAAAGUAAUUUGCAACUCUCCAUAUUUGUUAUUUGUAAUUGACAUGCUUUGCACAGGUGUUGUGGGGUUAGUGGAGAAGUUAACUGUAUUUCAAAAAUUAAAUCACUUUAAAUUGCAGUGAAAGCUAUUACUUUUAUAGUUAUAAAAGUAUCAAAGGUAACUUCUCUGAGAACCUUCUCCAGUGUCUGUGAUAUAGAAGUGUCCACUAAAUAUAGGUUCAUUUAUUAAGAAAUGUGGGAAGAAUAGUAUGCAACUGAAAAUACAAGUAAGGACUGGAAAAGAAUAUUUAUUCCUUGCUAGUAAUCUCAGAACAGCUGUGUGGAGCUGGAAAUUAACAGUGCUGGAAUACAACAGUAAAUCCUGCUGAUAAACUGAGAACAGCUGUGUGGGGCUGGAAAUUAACAGUGCUGGAAUACAAUAGUUAACUCCUGCUGAGAAACUGAGAACAGCUGAGAGGGGCUGGAAAAUAACAGUGCUGGAAUACAACAGUUAUCCACUACUGAAAUUCAGAAACAGGAAACUUUUAAAUACUUUUGUGCAACAAUAUACUGAGCAUGCAGUAAUAUCUUCCAUUGCCUCAAUUCCAGUUACUUGUAGAAAGGUCAUCUCUGAACCAUUAAAUAGGAUCUGUUUUACCCGUUAUGGAAGAAAAAAUCUUAACCCUUUAACCCCUAAAAGUGACCAGCUUCUAAUUUCUCCUUACAAUAUCUCCCCUGAAUCAAACAUUGAGUUCAUGAGAAUAAAGGAAAUGACCAACAAUUUAUAAAUCUCUUGAUUUUUAUAAAAACUCUCUUUGUCAGGGCUUCAGGAAAUGUAUAGAGAACAGUAUGGAGAAUAUGCAUAAUGAUGUUAGGGUGUAAAGGGUUAAUCAAUAAAUGUAUGUUAAAGGUAGCAAUCUUCUAUAACUAUUACUUAUUCACAAAUACUAUAUUUUAUUUAGCAGAUUGUAGCUUCAAUGGAUGCCAGAAAUAUUUUUAUGAAAAACUGGCAGAUACAGUUUUGUAUUGUACUCCAGGAUAUACAUCUUUCCCAAAAGAUGGUAUUUCUUCAGAGAAGAAUGAAAACUUAAAUGCUUUCUUUAAUCAGUAUAAAAGACGAUUUUUUGAACGACGUAGCCUGAAAAGACCAGUCUACACACUAAAACUUGACCAAGAAGGUAAGAUUGUCCGUGACAAAAAUGGCAUCCUUGUUGUUUUGGUCAACAGUUAUGUUCAAGGAGAGCUUAAGACUACAAAGCAACUUCUCUACAGAGAGGCUGUAGAUGGUGUAUUAAGCAGUUUACACUACAUUAAAGGUGUCCUUGGAGAGGAUACUUGCCUCCCUGGAGGGGUGAAUGCCUUGAGUAGGCUAUUCAAUCAAAAAUAUGUAUUUAAGGGUAUUUUCAACCUUAUUAGGGCCUUCUUGGCUCGAUGCUCAACAUGUCAGGUCAACAACCCCUUGCCAAUGCGAGUGCUUCCCCCUCCUGUCCCCAUUAGAUCUUUUCGCCCCCAUUCCAGACUACAGUGUGACCUUAUUGACAUGGCCCCAAAGAAGCACCGUAGUUUUAUGCAGAAUAAUUGUUGGAGCUACCGUUACAUUCUAACAGUCAAGUGCUGUUUCUCGAAGUUUUGUUGGCUGUUCCCGUUAAAAACAAAGUCUGCAGAAGAAGUGUAUGCCGUUCUGAAGGCCUUGUUCAUCAAGGAAGGGUCACCUACUGUAAUUCAGUCAGAUAAUGGUGGUGAAUUCAUUGGAGAGGUAGUGCAAAAACUUUGCAAAGAAUUUGAAGUUUGCAUGGUUCAUGGUAGGCCACACCACCCACAGUCUCAAGGCCAGAUAGAAAAUAAAAGAAAUCCCAGAUGAUAGUAUGUGGACAGAAAGUAUUGAAGAUGGUUGCCUUGAGGAUUAUGAAUUUUUAUCAGAAGAUUUCAUUGAACUUGAGAGACAUGGGGAAAGC